This is a messenger RNA of Xiphophorus hellerii (green swordtail), 3688 nucleotides long. Its product is annotated as transcriptional coactivator YAP1-like. Gene Ontology annotation, biological process: hippo signaling; positive regulation of transcription by RNA polymerase II. Gene Ontology annotation, cellular component: nucleus; cytoplasm. The record is from RefSeq and is a predicted model, not a curated record. Gene Ontology annotation, molecular function: transcription coactivator activity; protein binding. NCBI's taxonomy places the organism in Eukaryota, Metazoa, Chordata, Actinopteri, Cyprinodontiformes, Poeciliidae. Bases 355 to 1548 code for a protein of 397 amino acids. The transcript is spliced from 8 exons.
GCAUGUUGUGCUCUGCCGAGAUUUGAUUUUUUAUUUUUUGUCCGCGAUCUUGGCUUAAAUAACACCAUUUCGACCACGUUACCUGACGCUUGGUGUUUUUUCCCCUGUUGCUAAAUAACUUAGGAGAAGUUCGAGCUUCAAACACCGAGGCAGCGACGCGAAAAGUUCAAAUGGGGUGGGGGUUUAAAAGAAGAGGGAGGGGGGGUCUGAAAGUGUAAACAAAUCUGAUCAGAACUGUUGCACACAGGCGCAUCCAGCCCCGUUUUUUCUCGGCAAUCUGCGUUUUACUCUUCGUCUGUUUUACAUGAGCGGACUUUUUCUACAGAUACGUUUCGAUUCCAAACUUUGGGCGACAUGGACGCGCACCGCGGCGCGCCUCCGGCGGGGCAGCAGGUCGUGCACGUCCGCGGGGACUCCAAGACGGAGCUGGAGGCCCUCUUCAACGCGGUGAUGAACCCCAGCAAGGCGACCAGGCAGCCCCCGUCCGUGCCCAUGAGGAUGAGGAAGUUUCCGGACUCUUUCUUCAAGCCGCCGGAGCCCAGGGGCCACUCCAGACAAGCCAGUUCAGACGGAGGCUUGUGCGGCUCCCUCGCCCCUCAUCACGUCCGCGCUCAUUCCUCCCCGGCCUCCCUCCCAGUCAACUCCCUCUCUGCUCAAGCAGAUGCAGAUGCAGCGGCCACACCAAUCAUACCCGAUGAUGUGCCACUCCCCGACGGUUGGGAGAUGGCCAAGACGUCCACUGGCCAACGGUACUUCAUCAACCACGUGCACAGGACGACCACAUGGCAGGACCCCCGCCUCUCGCAGCUUCAGUCGGCUGCAGCCCAGCAUCAGAUCGCCUGCACCCCGAGCCACGCCCACUCCUUCAGCAACCCAGCUCCCACUACGCAACCAAAAAAUAUUGUUCCUGAGACAGGUCCACUGCCUGAAGGCUGGGAGCAGGCUGUGACUACAGAUGGAGAGAUGUACUACAUUGAUCACAUAAAUCAGGCCACCACAUGGGACGACCCGCGUCUAGCCCCGAAGGUGAACCCGGCCAUCCUCAGUUUGGCAAUGCAGCAAAGACUUGAAAAGCUCAGACUGAAGCAGGGCAUCCCACCACAAUUUGCCCCACAGUUAAAUGAAACUAAGCAUACACGCAUCCAGGUGCAGGAGGCCGGAGGGAGCAACCAGAUGCCCGGCGGGAUGGACCAUGACAGAAGCGCACAGAUGCUUGUCCCGUCAGUGGAUAUCAGGAUCAGGGCCCUAAACCAAGAGCCUAACCUUAAUGGGGCUCACUCUCGCAACGAAAGCACUGACAGUGGCCUGAGUGUCAGCAGCUUAUCACGCACGUCGGACCACAUGUUGAGCUCUGUGGAUCACAUGGACACUGGUGACUCAAGUGAGCCUCCCUCAAUGGGCCUGCAAGAGUCGAUGCCCGUGCUGCCGAUAAAUGAGGACCUGAUGCCCGGCAUCCCCGACAGUUUGACUUCAGACAUGUUGAUGGAAAUGGACACAGUUCUCUCCGGGCCGCACAUGGACAGGGACAGCCUACUUACCUGGCUAUAGACGCAAGCAGCCGCCAUCCGUUUUGAGUGUGGUUUGAAAUCAAGCUUUAGUAGCAUGACUGAGAAUUCUGGAAAAUUUGAGUCGGAUUUAAAAGUGGUGCAGAACAGCUACUCGGAGAGAAUAUGCUACAGAUGUAUGUGAUGGAUAUCUACUUACAGAAUUCACUUCCUGGCGUUUGUUAAAAAAAAACAAAAACAAAUGACUCUCACAAAAGCUGGAGGUUUUCUCUUUUUGGGUCUGGUUUUUGCAAAUGCUCCUCUUCUUUUCAUCCUGGUCCUCCAUCCAAAGUCACACUUGGGAUUGCCACAAAACAGGUUUGAACACAAAAACCUGUUAAAAUAGCAUUAAUGUAACAUAAAGAUUUUAUUUAACAAAAUAAUAAAACAUUAAAAAAAAAAGAUUUAAAGCUCCUAAAUUAGCCAAGUGAUUUGUGAAAGUUUAAAGCAGCAUCUCAUGCUACUACCUCUGAGCAACUUGUGAUUUUAUUACAUGUUAAAACUCUGAGUUGUAUUUUAAAAACAACUUUUAACAACAUUUUUGGCGUAAAGUGAGCAAAGAAUCAAAGGAUUUUUUUUAGGUAAAAACUACGAUAGUUUCGAAAUCUCUGGGCAUCUCUUCUUAAAACGGAGGGAAUGGUGCCCUCUUGUGGCGAGUCAGAAAAUAACAUUUCCUCCCUAAACCUACAUCAGUUGCGCAAGUUUAAAAAUAAGUAAAAGAUUCUCAGGAUCUGUCUGCCUGAGUCAAUAAAUCCAGCCGACUCGAAAGCAUACUGCCAAUGUAUUAGUUUUGAACAUUAAAUAUGUACUUUUAAAACUUUGAGACUUCAAUAUAUAAGCGAAUGAGCACAUGAUCAGGGUGAGGUCCAACAUAAUGCAGGAUUUCCACAGAAAACUGUAAGGACGAUUCAUCAGUUUUUUGUUUUGUGUUUGUUUUUGAUUCUUAGAUUUUCUUUUGUCAAUAAUGAUUUAAAAAAAAACCUUGCGAAAAAAAAAAAUCAUAUCGAUAUUGUCCACCAAUAUUUGGGUAAUUUUAAAACACUUUUAGUAUUUUUUUUGUUUGUUUGUUUGUUUAUUCCAAUAUUUUUAUUGUAGACUUCUAUUCCAUGCCAGCAUUGAACAUGAGCUUCACAGGUGCAGUAUUUAUUUUGGGAUUUCUAAUGAACUCACAGUGCUGAUAGUUGUUUCAUUUUCAUUCUACCAAACUCUUGUUUUGCAAAAAAUCCUCUCUAGUUGCCAUCUGACCUGGGAAAUGUAUGAGGAAUAAUAUUCACAGCCUAAGAUUUUUGCAAUUAUUAUUAUUCCAUAACACCUUUAUUGCAAUACUGGAUUGGAACAUUCCUAGUAUUUCCCCAUCUUUAGUUUGAGCUGUAUCCAUUCAACGGGUCAAUAUGAAAGACACUCAAAUAGUGACAGCCUCUUUUUUCAUCUCAUCAGCUUUAAAGUGUAUAAAAUUCUCCCUUUCUCCUUGACUUCCAACAUUUUAGAUGCUACUUUUUCACUUAUUUCUGAAAAUCUGUUCCAUAUACUGAAUAUUUCUUGAUCCCGUAUUUUCUUUUUAUUCUGCCUUUCACUCAAAAGUCAUGGCAGUGAAUGUUGUUGGUGUCAAAGCAUCAGAAAGUGAGAUUCAAGUGUUUUGUGGAAAGGAAUGUCUAACUUGGCAAACUAGCCGCCUUCAAAUCCCAAACCUUCAUAAUUUUUUUUUUUUUUUUAGAUUUAGCUUUCUAAAUAUUGGAUUGAUUGUUUGUGUGACUCUUACUUGUGUAAAUACAUUUAGAAUUAAAGGACCCUUUUGAAGUGUUUUUAAACACUAAGUUGAUGCCGUACAUUUUUGUAAUACCAUCAGAUCUUCAUUUUUAAAGAAUGCUUUAUCUCAUGAUUGGUUUUGAGGUUUAAGCUAGCCAUACAAGCUUGUAGUGGAGAUAAAAUUAUGCCAUUAAGAUGCAACGGUUUGUUCGAUCAUGCAGGUGACUGCAGGGGUCAAUUUGAUGAAUUUUUCCUUAUUCUAAACAUGAGAUCAAUUUUGAUUUUACUCCCGACCGUAUGUUUUUACUAUUCAGCCAAUAUCAAUCCAAAACAUGUAGCUGCCCAGAUGUAACAAAUAUUGGUAAGAAUAGUUGUUGUUUUUUUUUGUUUUGUUUUUU